Pelobates cultripes (western spadefoot toad) is the source of this 405-nucleotide messenger RNA. The record is from the annotation of a GenBank genome assembly. NCBI's taxonomy places the organism in Eukaryota, Metazoa, Chordata, Amphibia, Anura, Pelobatidae.
AUGGCCACCAACACGAUGCCCAGUGCCACCAAGGCUCCUGUGACCGAGACCACACAAGAAGAUCGCAUCGCUAAGGCCUUUGAGCACUUCUGGACGCAAUUAUGUGAAAACAGCCAACAGUGGAUGACGACUUCUGCCUCUGUGGCUUCACUCCACUCCAACCCCUCACAGAAAGGAAACAAACCAAGACAAUCCAGGCUAAAACCUAAGGCAGAGCGGCACAUGGGGAAGCAGAGGCCUCAUAAAGAGUCCAGAGGCAGACGGCUUAACCCAGCUAAAACCUGCAGCUCGCACAGGCCACAGUCUCUGAAGAGAAGAACUCUUCCACACCACUCACUACCUCAGAUGAUCCCCAUACAUCACAAGCAACGGAAUCCUCUUGCAACAAUGCAAGGGAUUUCUUAG